Molecule: messenger RNA, 537 nt
Organism: Ophidiomyces ophidiicola
Lineage: Eukaryota; Fungi; Ascomycota; Eurotiomycetes; Onygenales; Onygenaceae
Gene: PSF3
Product: DNA replication protein
Exons: 6
Coding region: 1-537 (178 amino acids)
Biological process (GO): mitotic DNA replication initiation
Cellular component (GO): GINS complex
Source: RefSeq, a predicted model, not a curated record
AUGGCCUACUACGACAUCGACGAGAUCCUGACCGACGCCCAGAAACUGCCCUGCACCUUCGAGCUCGACGUGCCCGGCCUGGGCUUCCUCGACGGCAAUGUCGGCGAGGACAUCAAAGCCGGCACGCGCCUGGAGGCUCCCGCCUGGCUGGCCAUCAUGCUGGCCCUGGGAACGAGCGCCGGCAACGCCGCGCUGAUCAACCUCGACGUGCCCCAGGCGCUGUCCGAGCCCGUGCUGAACGCGCUCAAGGCCGACCCGCGCUCCGUCGACGUGCGCUCGCUGGCCGCCCACUUCUACCGCCUGGCCGUCAAGACCCUGCAGGUCUUCGACGAGGACGAGAUGGUCGACCUGCUCAGCGAUACGUUCAAGAAACGCGCCGUGCAGAUUGCCGACCACGCGCAUAAUCCCACCGGCGCCCUGGGCGGCGGCGUGGAGUUCCUGCGCGGCCUGGAUGAAACAGAGCGACUCUUGUUCCGCGCCGUCCACGACAGCGCCAAGGAAGUGCGCGUGUGGACCGGCGAGACCGCGAAGAAAUGA